UCUGGCUUUAAUUUUAGGACGUAGAGUUUGAGAACAAGAAUCAAGGCCUCAAGCACCUAAACUUCGUCCGGGUAGCUGCCAUCCACGCGUUGGUUUGCGUCUCGAAUCUCUACGACUACUUCUAACGAAGCUCCGGUCCGCUGAGAUCCGCCGUUGACAACGUCGAGAGUGCCGUCACCACCGUCGUCGGUCCCCUUUACCAGAAAUUCAAGGACGUUCCUGAUCAUCUUCUUGGUUUUCUUGAUAACAAGGUAGAUGAAGCUUCACACAUGUUUGAUGUGCAUGUUCCAGCAUCAGCCAAGCAAGUGGUUAGCCAAGUCCACGACUUGGUUCAGAAGGCGACCCAAAAGGCUCAGAAACUAGUAGACGAGGCUCGAACCAAUGGUCCACGAGGAGCUUUGCACUACGCUGCAGCCGAGUACAAGAACUUUGUGGUGGUUAACUCAAUGAAGCUGUGGGUUAUACUGAAUCGCAAUUCAACUUUCAAUUCGGUGACAGAAAGAGUUGUUCCCAAGGAAGCUGAAUUGUCGAAGAAAUACAACGGUUUGGUGAAGGAGAUGAGUGGGAAAGGAUAUCCUGUGUUUGGGUAUCUGCCAUUGAUUCCAGCUGAUGAGUUUGGUAAGGUUGUUAAGAAAGUUAAGCCAGACAAGUAGAUGAUUCGA
Hibiscus syriacus is the source of this 662-nucleotide messenger RNA. Its product is annotated as REF/SRPP-like protein At1g67360. Bases 270 to 653 code for a protein of 127 amino acids. The record is from RefSeq and is a predicted model, not a curated record. NCBI's taxonomy places the organism in Eukaryota, Viridiplantae, Streptophyta, Magnoliopsida, Malvales, Malvaceae. The transcript has 2 exons.